AUGGAUCCCCAGCGGAGUCUUGAGGUCCGACCUGACGAGGCCCCGCGCCCAACCAGCACCGACCGCCCCUACAUCACUAUUCGACAUCCUGCCUACCCAAGCACCGCGCCGCCGCUACUGCAGUUCAGGGCCGUCGACCGCACUUGGGAGGGUAAGAAGCCCGUUCAUGCGUUUGACCAUGAUACCGCCCUCAUCGCCUGUGGCAUCGUCACCGGCAACACCUGGCCCAAUGGCUACCUCGGCCUCAAGAUACGCAGGAACAACACUUACCUAAAGCUCAUCGAGACCAGGGGCGAGGUGUUGCGGACCCACGAAGAGUAUUACUACUUCAUCAAUGACCGAACCCCCGCCACGUACAAAUACCCAGUCGUGCCAUCCUUUGACCACUGGCGCUUUCCCCACAACGAGCUCCCCAAGCCCUGGGCCGAGAUCUCCAUCUCGGGCCUGCCGCCAGAUUUCAACAGGCUUGGCGGGGCGGUUGGUGCCAUCGAGCGAGACUUGGGCGGCGAGAAAUGGACCGAGCAGAAUGCCCACGAGGUGGCCCGCCUGAUCCCGCAGAAACACGAGAAGUGGUUCCUCUUCAAUGACAUGCAAAACUAUCGCCGAAGUCCAAGACAUCUCCAGCCAAUGGACGAUCUUGGCAACUUGAUUUCACUCCGCCCCAAGAAGCUCCGGCUCUUCCAGACCUGCAUGUUCACAGUUGUGCCCCGAAAGAAGCGUCCCGACCGGGUCGCUCCCCUCGUGCUCCGCUGUUUCACUCCAGGCGACGGCGAUGAGUACAUCAGUCUCUACCACAAUCACUCCGCCGGUGUUAUCAUUGACAUGGCCAAGGAGUAUCUCUUUGCGCGCUUCGCCAUGCUCAUGUUCCGCAGCGAUACUAUGCCUUUCUUCCAGGGCGAGGGUGCGACUGCCGAGAAGAUGCUGGAUCCCAGAAUCACCUGGCGGGAUCCGGUUGUCCCCCAAGGUGAGAACGAGGACGGCGCUGAUUCGGCUCCAGAGGGUCCCCUCAACCGCAGAAAGAGAAAGCGGUCGGAUUCCAAUGAGGGCAACCAGGCUAAACGACACAAUGCGGAGAAGGAAAAUUGA
Messenger RNA from Clonostachys solani, 1086 nucleotides. The record is from the annotation of a GenBank genome assembly. Lineage: Eukaryota; Fungi; Ascomycota; Sordariomycetes; Hypocreales; Bionectriaceae.